Macroventuria anomochaeta is the source of this 1925-nucleotide messenger RNA. RefSeq names its product MFS general substrate transporter. Gene Ontology annotation, cellular component: membrane. Gene Ontology annotation, molecular function: transmembrane transporter activity. The transcript has 4 exons. Gene Ontology annotation, biological process: transmembrane transport. NCBI's taxonomy places the organism in Eukaryota, Fungi, Ascomycota, Dothideomycetes, Pleosporales, Didymellaceae. The coding region runs from base 245 to 1750 and encodes 501 amino acids. The record is from RefSeq and is a predicted model, not a curated record.
AAUCCUGGAGCCGUCGCUGGGAUGAUUGAGAUCCCAUCUCUCCAAAGGGUGCGAUCGCCGGGGCCUCGGUAUCUUUCCAGAUUUUUAACGUCGAGAAAUGGCACACAGGUUGCUUGGCAGUGUGUAAUGGCGGGUCGUACAGGGGCCAGCUGAACAUAUAAUGGUAUCGUGCGAUCAUGUAUCCACUGCUGCGACCCAAGCUCCUUGUUCGUCCUUCUCUGGCAUACUUGCUGACACCGCAAAGAUGGCGAACAAUCUGCAGACUGCUGCCUACCACAACGACUACAAUGUCGGCAACGAAAAGGAGAUCGUGACUCACAAGGAGGAUAUCAACAGCUCAACUCAUGAUGACUAUGAGUGCGAGUUCACCCCGACGGAGCAGAAAAAGAUCAUCCACCGUAUCGAUCGUCGUCUCGUUGUAACGGUGGGAGUGCUUUACUGCAUUUCGCUGAUGGAUCGUACAAAUUUGUCGGCUGCUGCCGUUGCUGGUAUGAAUGUCGAGUUGCACCUCGAUGUCCUGAUGGGUACUGUCUCGCGUUAUUCAGUCGUAACCCUCGUCUUCUUCACCACAUACGUCGUCUUCCAGCCACCUUCGACUGUCAUCAUUCGUUACCUCGGGCCUCGUGUGCACCUGUCGACCAUUGUGACCCUUUGGGGGGCAGUUAUGAUCGGAAUGGGUUUUGCAAAGGACUGGCAAUCCCUGGCCGCGCUGAGAGUCGUGCUUGGUAUCUUAGAGGCUGGUUUCUUCCCAUCCUGCGUUUACCUGAUGUCCACCUGGUACACCCGUUACGACAUCGGAAAACGAUACAGUGUCUUCUACAUCCUUGGAAGUUUGGCAUCGGCCUGUGCUGGUAUUCUUGCGUAUGGCCUGAUGCAAUUGAAAGGAAGGGAGGGCUUAACAGGCUGGCGCUGGAUCUUCAUCAUUGAAGGUGCUCUGACUUGCUUCCUCGGUAUUGGCGCAUACUGGAUAUUGGUCGAUUUCCCGGACAAAGCGCACACAUCUUGGAAGUUCUUGACUGAGCGUGAAGCCAAAUUCAUCAUCAAUCGUGUCGACAAGGACCGUGGUGAUGCUAAACCAGAGCCGUGGAACAUGAAGAAGUUCUUUAAGGGAGGUGCAGACUUCAAGGUCUGGUGCUACGCUUUGAUCUUCUUCAACACCACAACAGUCUCAUAUGCGCUAGCAUACUUCCUUCCUAUCAUUCUGCAACGCAACAUGGGCUUCAGCGUCGGUGCUGCGCAGUGUCUUGUCGCGCCACCCUACGCAUUUGCUGCCAUCAUCAUGUACGGAUGCGGAUGGGUCGGUGACAAGAAGAAGAUCCGUGGCCCAAUCAUCAUCUUUAACAUGAUCCUCUGCCUGGUCGGUCUGCCCAUCAUGGGCUUCGCCAAGAGCCCAGCGGUCAGGUACUUCGGCGUCUUCUUGACCACUGCUGGUGCCAACAGCAACGUCCCAGCAACGAUGUCGUACCAGGCAAACAACAUUCGUGGACAGUGGAAGCGCGCCUUCUGCUCGGCAACGCUUGUUGGUAUGGGUGGUGUUGGUGGUAUUGCCGGAGGCUUGGUCUUCAGGGCUCAAGACGCGCCUCACUACCGCCCCGGUAUCUACGCCUGCAUCGCUACCAGCUUGUUCUCUCUGCUGCUUGUUGGUAUCGUAACCCUGAUCUCCAUCAGGCAAAACAAGCGUGCGGACCGCGGCGAAGUCGAGCUCGAGUACAGCGAGGGUGACCAGAAGGGCUUCAGGUACACCCUCUAGACACUUUGGUCCCUGUGCCAACCUGGAUCUUGGAGCAAAAUAUCACGCUGUGCGCGACAUCUGUGAACGAUUCUCAUGAAUGUAUACCCUAGCAGCGCCUUGAAUAACAGACGUUCUCACCGCAACGUAUUCGUUUUGUGUCGUUCGUGAUUUGUCGUCGUUCCUGAUAGUAUAC